Molecule: messenger RNA, 297 nt
Organism: Microthlaspi erraticum
Lineage: Eukaryota; Viridiplantae; Streptophyta; Magnoliopsida; Brassicales; Brassicaceae
Source: the annotation of a GenBank genome assembly
AUGGGUUUGUCGUUCCUUCCAUCGGUGACCAAACGGAAGAGAACAGAGAGAAGAAAGGAGAUUCGUAUGGGUUUGUCUCGAAACAAGAGAGGGAGAAGAAGACGACCGGAGAAGGAGAUUAGUAGAAAGAAGAGAAGAAGACGAAUAAAUAUGGGGAUUCCUAAGGACGUGGUGAUGGAAGAGAUCCUCACGAGGCUUUCUCCUAAAUCCCUGAUGAGAUUCAAAUGCGUCUCAAAGCUUUGGUCAUCGCUCAUCAGCUCAAGAUACUUCAAGAACCGUUUCCUCACGGUCCCAUGA